This is a messenger RNA of Arachis stenosperma, 1011 nucleotides long. RefSeq lists its product as uncharacterized. The record is from RefSeq and is a predicted model, not a curated record. NCBI's taxonomy places the organism in Eukaryota, Viridiplantae, Streptophyta, Magnoliopsida, Fabales, Fabaceae. Bases 1 to 1011 code for a protein of 336 amino acids. The transcript is spliced from 2 exons.
AUGGCUGAACAACUUCCACCCACAUCAUCUAAACUAUUUCAAAUGGUGACCGAGUUGCGGCAAGCCAUGGCUGAGGAGAACCAAAGAAUGGCAAAUCAAAUUGCCAACUUGAAUAACACCCGAACCGAAAAUAACGACGACCGACAAGAAGAAACCGAGCAUCAGUCAGGGCCGACACACGUCUCUGACACUGCUCGGCACGAAGAGGAGCAACCCGAGCAUAAUGAAAAAGCUCGGCCAGAGAAUGAUAACAACAAUCAGGAGAGUUUCCCUAGACCAUUCACGGCAGAGGUGAUGAACUUCGUGCUACCCCAAAGGUUCACCCUGCCGACUACCCUAACUCCCUACGAUGGGUUAGGUGAUCCGAAGAAAUACAUCAAGAAAUUCACCUCCAUAAUGAUAGUAAACGGUGCAUCUGAUAAAGUUUUAUGUCGUUGCUUUCCAUCUUACUUAGACGGUCCUGCACUUGAUUGGUUUUGUUCUUUGCCUGCAGGUUCUAUUUCUCGGUUUCGAGACAUAUCAAAGCCCUUUGAGGAGCACUUUGCUGGAUCGGCCAUCUACCUGCAUGACUCCAAUUACCUGAACACAAUCAAGCAAGGCCAACACGAAAGCCUCAAGGACUACAUGACGCACUUCACAAAGAUAGCCAUAAGUAUACCCGACCUCCACCCCGAGGUGGAACUGCAAGCCAUAAAGAGCGGAUUGCGACCAGGAAAAUUCCAGGAAACUAUUGCUGUGGCCAAACCUAAAACUAUGGCCGAAUUCCGCGAAAAGUUCAACACCAAGCGCGAUGAUAUCAUCAAGGAAAUCUUGAAUUCGAAGCUGAUCAAACCGCCAAGAAAAGUCAGCAGUUACCCAGAUUCAAGAGGCGCGGACAGAUCAAAAUACUGCUCCUUCCACCAAAAGCACGGACACACUACCGACGAGUGUAUCAUCGCCAAAGACCUUCUAGAGCGAUUAGCUCGGCAAGGCCACCUGGACAAAUACAUCACUGGCCACAUGCAGCGAUGA